UAACAGUAGAAAACCGAGAGUACAACCAUGAGAAGCUUUUCGGCCAGUAUCACCUUGUUCCUUGUUACCUGUUCGCUACAUCCGGGUCCUUCGUUCUCUCAGCAAAUGAUGCCGGUCCCGGCAGCACUCUUACAACAACUAGCUGACUACGGCUCCGAUCGGCUGACCGCCGAGGUCAAAAAGGUACAAAAUGCCUACUCCGAAGCCGUGGAGGCGUUUAAAACAGUCAACACAACUUGUAACAGUCUCCUCCAGGGCAAGACGGACAAAUGUUACUCCUGUGUCGAAACGUCCUGUAGGCAGAGAGGAGAAAAAGUCUGCAAGCCGUCGGAAUGGGAAGCCAUAUUAUCCAAGGGGGUUAAGUUUUUGACGAAGGACCUCACCAAGGUUCUCACCGGCACUUUUUUGGUUAAUGAAAUGGGCAAAGCGGUCGUCAAUGUCGGGGAGGAAAUUAAAGACUUCAUCAAAGGGCCAGUGAAAAAUAUCGUCGGAGACAUCGGCAAAACGAUUGGAAAGGGUGUUGGUGACGUCGGCAAGACGGUUGUGAAAGGCGUUGUUGACGUCGGAAAAGGCAUCGGUCACGUCGGAGAGGAAAUUGGUCACGGCGCCGAACACGUCGGAAAAGAAAUAGGUCACGGCCUCGUGCACGUUGGAGAAGAAAUAGGUCACGGCGUCGAGCACUUAGGGAAAGAGAUCGGCAAUGGUCUCAGUCAUGUCGGGGAUGAAAUCGGGAAAGGCAUCCAUCACCUGUCUCACGAAUUUCAUCACAUUUUUGGACGCAGAAGGCGUGGCUUUGGUCGCCGGGCCUCAGAACCCGGAUGUGACGCAAUUAAAGACGGUGAUGGAUGUAACUAUUACUUCAACACAUGCGCAGACUGUACACUGAAUCCAGACCAAGACUGCCCAGGUUUCAAGGCGGCCUACGACAACUACAAGGCAAGUUACGAGUCUCAGUUAUGGCUGGCGAAGGUGACGGAAUGGACAUACAAAAUAAUCAGUGUUAACGUAGAUGGCAACAGUUUUGACCAAGGAAGCCUUGCUUACAAGAAGGUGGAAGUCACGGUGCGGAUACUGGGCAAAGAUCUGAAAUUCUGGACCAGCCAAUCAGUGAACCCGUAUAACCCCCCAAUAGCCGCCUCUGCCAUUGUGAUGCAAGCUAUAAACUUAUUCAAAGCCGCGUAAUUUGAAUAAAACGGAUUUCAUUUCUCUCUUACAUCACGCUGUGUUUUUAGGCUAUUCUGCGGCGACACUUUUGGUA
This is a messenger RNA of Liolophura sinensis, 1258 nucleotides long. RefSeq lists its product as uncharacterized. Bases 28 to 1182 code for a protein of 384 amino acids. NCBI's taxonomy places the organism in Eukaryota, Metazoa, Mollusca, Polyplacophora, Chitonida, Chitonidae. The record is from RefSeq and is a predicted model, not a curated record. The transcript is spliced from 6 exons.